Spodoptera litura is the source of this 2153-nucleotide messenger RNA. Its product is annotated as sodium/potassium/calcium exchanger Nckx30C. Gene Ontology annotation, molecular function: calcium, potassium:sodium antiporter activity; calcium channel activity. NCBI's taxonomy places the organism in Eukaryota, Metazoa, Arthropoda, Insecta, Lepidoptera, Noctuidae. The record is from RefSeq and is a predicted model, not a curated record. Gene Ontology annotation, biological process: calcium ion transmembrane transport; intracellular calcium ion homeostasis. Gene Ontology annotation, cellular component: plasma membrane.
AUGGGUGGCGCGCUGCUGCUAGCGCUGCUGGCGGCGGCUAGCGAGCCCAAUGCCACCGAACUCAGCCCCUCGCCGCCACCAGAAGAAGAGAAGACCCCGCUCUUCCCCAUCGACCUGUUCACGGACGACCAGCGGCGGUCGGGAGCCGUGCUGCUGCAUGUCAUCGGCAUGGGCUACAUGUUCGUGGCGCUGGCCAUCGUGUGCGACGAGUUCUUCGUGCCGGCGCUGGACGUGAUCAUAGAGCGGCUGGCCAUCCGGGAUGAUGUGGCCGGCGCCACGUUCAUGGCGGCGGGGGGCUCCGCGCCGGAGCUGUUCACCUCCAUCAUCGGCGUGUUCGUGUCGUUCGACGACGUGGGCAUCGGGACGAUCGUGGGCUCGGCCGUGUUUAACAUUUUGUUCGUGAUCGGUGCGUGUGCGCUGUUCUCUAGAACGACUUUGACACUAACUUGGUGGCCCCUGUUCCGAGACUGCUCCUUUUACUCCGUCAGCCUUCUCGUGUUGAUAUAUUGUUUCCGGGACAGCGAGAUAUACUGGCAAGAAGCGCUGGUGCUGUUCUCGCUGUACGGGGCGUACGUGUUGUUCAUGAGGUGGAACCAGCCGGUGGAGCGAGCACUCAAGAAGCUCAUCUACAAGAACAAGGUGACGCGAGUGCGGAGUACUGAUCAGCUGAUGCCAACGCACCAGACUGCUGCUCAGACCUUGCACGGCAACGCGACCACAUCAAGCGAAACGUCGGUGGGGACGAACACGGCAACCGCAGCGGCGACGUCAGCGGGACCCAGCAAGGGGCCGCCGCCCGCCGCCAAGUUCCGUCACGGUCUGCUGCAGCUCAUGAUACACACCAUCGAUCCCAUGCAUGACGGUGAGUUAGGCAAAGUGGAUGAGAAGGCGACACAGUUGCACGCGAUAGCUUCCUUAAAGGUGUUGCUGGAGGCGACACGGCCGACAGCUGGUGGUGCUGGUGCAGCCGCUGCGAGACAUUCUGCAGCGGCCGCGCAAGCCAAGGAGACACCGCUAGACCUGCCCAACGGUGGGAUUGCGGACGUCCAGUUAGAUGCUAUAGAAGAGAUUGGAGACCUGGAGGAGGACACGACGCCGUUGGACAUGUCGUGGCCCACAGGGUUCCGCAAGCGAGUAACUUACUUGUUAGUCGCACCCAUUGUCUUCCCACUCUGGAUGACCCUACCAGAUACAAGAACACCGAAAGGGAAAAGAUUUUUCCCGGUAACAUUUAUAGGGUCUAUAGUUUGGAUAGCUUUCUUUUCGUACUUGAUGGUAUGGUGGGCGAAUGUAGCGGGGGCGACGGCCCAUGUGCCUCCUGAGGUGAUGGGACUGACACUCCUGGCUGCUGGAACAUCCGUUCCUGACCUCAUCACGUCAGUCAUCGUCGCCAGAAAGGGGUUCGGCGACAUGGCUGUCUCCAGCUCAGUCGGCAGCAAUAUUUUUGAUGUUACCGUUGGGCUACCUCUUCCAUGGCUCCUGUACGGUCUGAUCAACGGCGAGCCAGUCCAAGUCAACUCUAAAGGCAUGGUCUGCAGCAUAGUGCUGCUCUUUGCCAUGCUGCUGUUCGUGAUCCUCAGCAUCGCCUGCUUCAGGUGGAAGAUGAACAAGGGUCUAGGGUUCACCAUGUUCCUUCUCUAUUUCGUCUUCGUGGGAGUCAGUCUCGGCCUCGAAUACGGCUACCUCCACUGUCCGAGCGAAUAGACUGGUCUUCUCGCCUUUUGGUCUUCUCUAUUAAAUAAGGAAUGGAUUUUCAAUGUUGAGCCUUUGAUGGUGACUAUUCGUUUUGGGAAACACGAAAGAGUUUUAAUUCGAAAUAGAAAAGCUGAUUGAACGUUUUAUUGUAGAGUUAGCGAUGGGGGGGGAGGGCAAUUUAAAAUAGUUUAUGGUAAAUAGUUGAGAACGCUAGAACUGUUUACCUAAAACAAAUAGUCGGCAGUCAAAUCGUAGCGAGUUGGUACUUCCAGCAAUAUUGCACCUCGGUUGCAGCAAACUAUGCUACGUCACAGAUUAAAAAAUGUAAAUUCGACGUCACAUUGUAACAUUGACUUUGACAUUCUGACGUUGAUAUAAUAACGUAACGUGCAAGCGUCGGGAAAUGUCAAAAUGUAUAAAUAAUUUUAUACGACAUAAUUUUAGAAUGCUUUUUACAA